Molecule: messenger RNA, 273 nt
Organism: Aphanomyces astaci
Lineage: Eukaryota; Oomycota; Saprolegniomycetes; Saprolegniales; Verrucalvaceae
Exons: 2
Coding region: 1-273 (90 amino acids)
Source: RefSeq, a predicted model, not a curated record
AUGACCGACCAGCGCGCAAACUGGACCGACGAGAAGGAUGCUACCUGGAUGACCGAGAUGAUCUACCAAGUGGUAGUCCUUGGCAAACGUGCAAACAGUGGGUUCAAGAAGGAGUCGUGGCAGGCAGCAUCGAGUAAACUCAACAUCGAACACCGCGUUAACUACACGAAGGUCCAGCUCAAGACCAGGAAUGCAGAAAUGAAGAAGCAGUAUGCUCAAGUGUCGCAAAUGAACUCAGUUCUGGAAAGCCAGCGAAGCGAUGCGUGCGGGUAA